This is a messenger RNA of Oppiella nova, 544 nucleotides long. Lineage: Eukaryota; Metazoa; Arthropoda; Arachnida; Sarcoptiformes; Oppiidae. The record is from the annotation of a GenBank genome assembly.
CAAAUUAGAGUCGAAUGGAAUUCAUUUGGUUUGAGUGCGGGAAUGAAGGCAAUGAAUGCCAACUCCGAGACAAACAAAUUAUGAUGAGAUCCACGCUUUCAGCACAUCUAUAGACUAUAACAUUGAGACCAAUGUUAAGGAAAUUGAUGACAAAUAUGAUGUAAAGGAAAGCGAAGAACAGGAUUAUAUAAAUAAGUAUCUCUUAACACAUCCGGCUUUUGGCAAAGAAUGGCUGAUGAAGAAUAUAACUCACGAUUUAAUAAAGGAAUGGUUUUGCCUCGAAAGCAGUCAAACAAAUAUUUUAUGUGAUAAUUGGUCCUCAAAAGAGUGUAUUGAAAGACAAACAUCUGAUGCAAGUCAGUUGCCAACCAAUGACGAGGAAUCGCUGACGGCUUCGUACGCAGAGAUUGCAAAAGAGGGCAGAAAUUCGGUCACAUCUGAUCUCUUCCAUCAGAUUGUAGAAUGUGGUCCACGAAAGACAACACGAGUUAUCAAUACAUCCGGCGAUAGAGUGGUGAGGGAUGAGUUGGAGGAUAAGUUGCAG